AAAAAAAAAAACCAUAAUGGGAAGAACAAAGAUAUGGGCAAUAUUCAAAAGGCUACUCAAGAAAGAAUCAUGGAAGUGGAAGCACGUUUUAGGGUCAGCUUUCAAGUGGAAGAGACUACACAUUCAUCACUUUUCUUUCAUUGACGAUUUGCUUUUCAAAAUUGCUUCCAUCUUCGAAGCGAUUUUCUUGGUUUCUACUCUCUGUUUCUUCUAUCUUUGUUGUGGAUGUCAAAUUUGAUAGAUUCUGUAUGUACAUGUAUCUAUCUCUGGGUUCUUUUUUGACAUUUUCUUUUGGGUUCAGAUGGGUUCUGAGAGAAAAGUGAUUUCAUGGAGACGAAAUUAGGGUUUUGUUGCCAUUGUUGAAGCUUGUUUUAGAACUUGUUUGAAAGGUGGUGGGAAACUGGAAAUGUAGGGAAGAAAGAUAACUUAUUUGGUAAUUUUUCACUCUUUAUUUGGGGAAGUUUUAUUUAGGUUGAAUUAUGUUUUAAGUUCUUUUACUCUUUGUAGUUUUGUAAUUUAAUCCUUUUCCUUUUGUUGUUGAGAA
This is a messenger RNA of Gossypium raimondii (Peruvian cotton), 544 nucleotides long. RefSeq lists its product as uncharacterized. The record is from RefSeq and is a predicted model, not a curated record. The transcript has a single exon. Bases 17 to 238 code for a protein of 73 amino acids. Lineage: Eukaryota; Viridiplantae; Streptophyta; Magnoliopsida; Malvales; Malvaceae.